Rodentolepis nana is the source of this 1119-nucleotide messenger RNA. The record is from the annotation of a GenBank genome assembly. NCBI's taxonomy places the organism in Eukaryota, Metazoa, Platyhelminthes, Cestoda, Cyclophyllidea, Hymenolepididae.
AUGAUUUCCUGUCGAUUUGCCGCUCGUCUUUCUCCUAGAGUUUCUGAAAUCUGUCUAGAUAAACUUGCAUCCAAAUCUCUGCUCAUCCAUCUUCUAAAUAGUCAAUAUGCUGAGGUCGUUCCAGUUUGUCUCUCUCUUUUAUGCAUUCCAAUUCGUGACCGACUUCCUGCCCAAUAUCUCAAUUCCUUGAUGGGCUUUUACCUCAAGUCCAUACAAAUAGAUAUUAAAGAUGAACCAGACCUCCCAUCGCUAAAGAAACUUUUUUCUCCUUACCUUGAUAUUGUUUAUAAUUUGAGUGAUGGUACUUCGAGUCAACGAGAUUCCCUCUUCGUGGUUCAGCUGAUUUCAAUGGGAAUUCUACACACUUCUAGAUCAAAUAAAAUUCAGAAUGCAAUGCUUCGCCACUUGGUCUGUCCUAUUUUAACUUCAAUUCAAUUGGACAAUCCUGGGCAGAUUUCGUUGGCUUUUGAUUUUGCUUCUGCGUUUAUACGACUACUUACAAAUAUUUCAGAACCGAAACUAAUCGACCUGAUCACUGAUACCCUAGCUGCACUGAAUCAUAUUAUCUUAAUCACAGACGUUUCUCUUCCUUAUCUUGAACUAAUUACGUGUGCAUUUGUUGACUAUCUCACUUCAUCGAUGUCUUGCCCUUCAAACCUGGCUUCCCCAUUUUCCGAAAUUUUUAAAACAGUUUUGAUUAAUUUUCUUCAGCUUCUUCUUCGAUGUGUUGAAACGGACAAAUCUGGAAUUCCUUCAGACUGUAGAUCUUUUGCAUGGAUGGCUCUGUGUAAUGUUCUAUCCCAAUCGCUUGAUAACGAUUCUCCCAUCAUUCUCAUACAACAAGGCGAACAACUUCACUCUGUACUAUGUCAACUUAUACAGUUUGCAGAAGUCCAUUUUAGAACUUGCAAUGAAUUUCUCAAUGAUUUCGACCCUACCUUGAUUGAAGUACUACUGAAACUAUAUCUUCAGAUGAAACAAAAAUUGUCAUUGGAAUCUAUACCGCUCAACUUUGCCAAUUCAGCUUUCAUUGACCAAGUCAUUUCAUUCUGCUUUGAUAAGGGUCAUGAAUCUCUUGAAAUCUUGGAACCACUAGAAGGUUGGCUGCUUUUGUUUUAA